Puccinia graminis f. sp. tritici CRL 75-36-700-3 is the source of this 1862-nucleotide messenger RNA. RefSeq lists its product as uncharacterized. Bases 253 to 1428 code for a protein of 391 amino acids. Lineage: Eukaryota; Fungi; Basidiomycota; Pucciniomycetes; Pucciniales; Pucciniaceae. The record is from RefSeq and is a predicted model, not a curated record. The transcript has 3 exons.
CCAAUCUCUGCCAUCAAUGCGCAGGUUUAUCGGAUGCUGGGUCCAUUUCACCCGUGUCCCCACCCGGCCUAGUACAUAUAUCAUACCCGAUUGGGUAACGCGCCGGAUCGGAAGCUCACUUCUUCAAGCUGCGCCAGUUCUGGCUGGCCUGCUCCGGUCCCAGCUGUGUAGUCUCAUCUUGCCAACCUUUGUGAUCAACACAAAAAUUAACAAAACUUUGGCCAUCCUGAUAUCGGAAACCAUCUCAUCAGCAUGCCCACUAACACAGUCUCUGCUGCACGCUGUACCAUCAAACUCAUCACACCAUCAUCAUCAUCAGCAUCAACAAAACCGACCAAAACAGCUUGCCAAGAGUACUCUCAGCAGUCCAUCACAGACCCCAUAACAGGCGCAUUUAAAGAGAUCGUCACAAUCGAAUCUAAGCAAUCAAGCCGAUUCCAAAUCAGCUUCCAAGUCCACCACACCGCAUAUGACUUACUGGAGAGAACUAAACCAAGCCGCUCUAGUAGGUCCACUGCGACUGGGAAACCGCUGAAAUCGAGUGACUACGUUGUCGAUUUCUUCUUGGAUGGGAUUAGUAUCGGAGCUUAUCAUCAACACCAUACCCAAACGGCCCGUCGACACACAAUCAGCGCGUUUCCAUCAUCCAACAUAACCGCCCGUCCACUCCAAUUCGCGCCUCUCCACCUCGUCGAUCCCGACGACUAUCCCCAAGACCUGACGGGGGUCGAAUCACCUGCUGAGCAAGUCUGUCAGGACGAGGAGAUCAUUCGUUCGCUCGGCACCAUCGAAGUCAAGAUCACCCGCUGUGAGCUCUCCUUGAAGGAAAGACGCUCGAACCGCAAGCGUAUCCGUUUGAGGCCAACGAGCAACGAUAUGAUGUUCUCCGAGUCCAUCAAGAAAGCCCGGCUUUCAAGCACCGCCGGCUUAGGUCAGCCCACCUUUUAUGAGCGCGAGAACGAUCGAAUAAGUUACCGGGUCAGGUGCCAAGAUCCCAAUCCAUUUUUACACUUUAUCUUUAAGUACAAACCGCGCUCAGUUUUGAUUGCCGAAGGAAUCCUUCCACCUCCCAUCAUACCGCCAGAACUUGCGGUAGAAGGCGCCAGCACGAGCACAAAACAGAAGCCUGACCGGAAAUCGAGCGGCACUGAAACCCGGAUCACGAUUGCAUCGGACCCUGAAUCAGAGAAAGAAGAGAGCAGAGUAAUCAAGAAAGAGAAGCGUGAGAAGAAAGCCGGGUGCAAAAGAGAGGAAUCGAAUGGUCGAUCUGGGCCUAAAGAUGAUUGUAAGAAACGAGGAACUGGGGGGGAGCGGAAUGGCCAGAUCGAUCAGAACCGUCGUCCGGUGUCGCCGCAGACCGACCGAAAACCUGAGCUCAUCAGACCACACAAGAUAUCAAACCAUCAAAACCAAUGUUCAUCGAUUUAACUUUGUAACACUAUAAUGUACUAGUCCUCGAGUUGCAAUAUUCUUUGUAUUGUUGAUGUAUACAUACAUUGCAUCUUCCUCUUUCUGUUGUGCUCCUUUGGAUCUGGAUGUAAAUGAUUGUCCAUUGCUCUUUGUCCCUCUUCCCUGGUUGGUCCCUUUGUCCCAGUUGACCGCUCAAGGGCGCAACAAUCCUCAACCCGGCAAGGGUAGAAUGACUAGCUAGACAAUUCUUUGACCAAUCCACCCCGCUACUGGUUGAGACUUGACAAAGAGAGAACAGAUCUGUGCUGGUGAUGCUGGGUGAUCAGAGACACUUGAUCGUUUCGAAACCCUUCUGCGGCCAAGUUCUCGACUUCGAUCCUAGUCUGUCCGCCUAAACGUUAGCUACCCAAGACACUUCUACUUCAUAUCGAGCGUUCCGACAAUCACCUUCC